AUGGAGGAGUUCAGGCAGAAGUACUUAUCCCUGUGUAAGGAAAAAGGUGUGGAACCCCAAAAAAGUAUCUUGGACAAACUGCAGGAUGGCCGCUCUUCCCGUCUGGAUGUGAGUGGUCUGAAUCUGUCAUCAGACACCUGCACGCUCCUUGCCCGUGCCUUUCAGGAAGACAUUUUCUUUACAGAGCUGUCUCUCAGUGACUGCAUGCUUGGUGAUGAAGGUGCCAAAGCUCUUCUCGCUGGUCUUUUUCACAAUACAUCGCUCAAAGUUUUGGAUUUAAAGGGAAACAACCUGAAAUCAUCAGGGGCUGAGAUUUUGGGAAAGCUGCUGGCACGAAACAAUACUCUGAUUCGGUUAGUGCUAGACUGGAAUGCACUCGGAGUGUGGGAUGAAGCCUUCACUAUCUUUUGCGAAGGUCUGGGUUCUAACAGUGCGCUUACACAUCUUGACCUGCGGAAUAAUCAGAUCAACCAUCAUGGAAUGUUGGCGCUUGCGCAGGCACUUAAACACAACAGCAACCUGAAAGCACUUGAUCUCAGGUGGAACAAUAUUGGUCUCCUUGGUGGCAGGUGUCUCCUGGAGGCUUUGAAGAGCAACCACAAUCUUGAGCAAUUGGACUUGGCGGGGAACAACAUACCAAGUGACACAUUCAAAGCUCUCGAGCAUAUUGUUGGUCGCAACACAGAUCAACGAUCCACUAUGAGAGAAAACCACAGCAGAACGCAGGUCCUCAGCAAGGAGAUUCAGAACCUGAAGCAAGAGAAGGGACGUCAGUUCCAAAACUUGAUGGUGACCAUUGACAGGCAAAGAGAGGAAAUGGGUAAAUCAAACAGGUCCACAAGUGUACAGAUCAGUCAACUCCAAGAAACCCUAGAUGAGAGGAAGUCAGCUGUAAAUUCCCUCACUGCGAGGUUGCAGAUGAUGGAGGCUGCCCUUGCUCUCUCUGAGCAGAAAAAUCACAGCCUGGCUGAGCUAAUAGCAAGACUGAAGGUUGAGAAGGAGCAACUCAUAGAGGCACAGAUCAGAGAGAGGAAAAAAGAACAUGAGGACAUUGUUUCCAGAGAAGGAAAGCUUAUCAGAGAAAUCCAAAACUUGACAGAAACCAAUGUGCAACUAAAAAAUAAGGUGGAGGAAGGGGAGCGCAAAUGCAAAUCCCUCCAGCAGCAGCUUUUUGAGAUCAAGCAGGACAUGACCAACACCACAGCUGAGCUGAAGCUUAAACUUGCACAGGCAGAAGACCACCUGGAAAUUGAGAAGCGAAGGUUCAAGCAAGGCCUUGAGGACAUGGAUAAUCUGCGACAAAGAGAGGUUGAACAUGUUAAUCGGCAUCGAGAGGAAAGUGAGAAAGCCCUACAGGAACGAAUCUUCAAAUUGGAAGGACAAAGAAUUCAACUAGAGGAGGACCUAAGUAAGGCUAAAGCAGCAUGUGUGGCAGAAAGAACCCAGGCAGAAGAGGAACUGAGUAAAGCUCGCUCUCAAGUGCGCCAGGAAGAGCAGGAACGCGUGCUAUCGUUGGAGGAGAAGCUUCGCUCAGUGCGUAACUCCUUGCAGGAGCUCCAGCUGCACUUCUCCCAACAGAAACAAAUCAUCGCUGAGCAGCAGUCCAAGAACUGUCAGCAGACCAUUGAGACAGAUUGCCUGCGACGCAGAAUAGAGGAGCUCCAGCAGGAGCUGUCCGGGAAGGACCAGGAGAAGGUGACCGAGGUGAACCGAGUGCGCUUAGAGCUACAGGAGCAAAUCGGUCACUUGGAAGCCGAAAGGAUCGCACAAGGAGGACUGAAAGAGAAGAUCAGCGCCCUCGAGAGGGAAAUUAAAGUACUGAGUAGUAAUCACCGAGAGGCGCUGCUCGACAAAGAUUCCGAGAUGUCUUCGAUGCUGGAGAAGCUUCGACUUAAAGAAGCAGAGAUCAAGAGGAUAAGGGACGAUGAAGCCCAAAGAACAACAUACCUACAGAAUGCCAUUCUCACAUACGUUCAAGGCUCGCCUCUGUCACAGUACAAUAGCGCCAAUAAGUGA
Nerophis lumbriciformis (worm pipefish) is the source of this 2016-nucleotide messenger RNA. NCBI's taxonomy places the organism in Eukaryota, Metazoa, Chordata, Actinopteri, Syngnathiformes, Syngnathidae. The record is from RefSeq and is a predicted model, not a curated record.